This is a messenger RNA of Drosophila persimilis, 3906 nucleotides long. RefSeq lists its product as uncharacterized. NCBI's taxonomy places the organism in Eukaryota, Metazoa, Arthropoda, Insecta, Diptera, Drosophilidae. The transcript has 2 exons. Bases 126 to 3593 code for a protein of 1155 amino acids. The record is from RefSeq and is a predicted model, not a curated record.
ACCGCUUUAGAGAGGUGCCAAAAUGCUGCACUUACUCAUUGUGCCCAUGUCAUAAGGACAAAUCCAAACGGAGGCCAAAGCCAAAGGCGGUCACAGACGUCCACCCACAGGAAUUGCCCUUUCCCAUGCUGCUGAACAGGGAAUGCCUGCACAAAGUGAUUGACAUCUACAUGGACAAGUUGGCGCAGGAACAUCCACGGGCAACAAUGGGCCAUGGUUCACCUUCCCCGAGCUUUCAGAGAGAAUUCUCGAUGCUGUGGUACUUGGACAACUUCUUUGACGAUAUAAAGCGUUGCUUCGUGGGGGGCAUUAUUCCCGAAGUAGAGGCCUAUGCAGCGUGCUGCAAGAACAGAAAAAAGAUGGCAUCACAAAUCAAGUCUCAGGACGACACCAAGGUGCACAAAGAACCCUCGAUAGACCCCUUAAAGCCUGGCGGCACCUCGUACAACCGAAACCGGCCAAAGCGGCACCUCGAGCACGAACAAAGCCACAAAGAUGAAGCAGAGGAACAGGAGAUGCGAGAUCAGCUGGACAGUGAGCAGAAGGAUACUAGAAACCGAAACCGCGUCAGUCGUCCAUUCCACGCUAAACCAAAGUGGCGCCUCGAGUACGAACAAAGCCUCAAAGAUGCGGCAGAGGAACGAGAUCGAAAUGACCAGCAGGAAAAUGAGCAGAAGGAAACUAGAAAAGACAAUGGACUGGAAAAGUUUCGGACUACUUUGGAGCAAAACAAAAGGAAAAACCUCCGACGAAGACAGAAGCUUAGGCGAGAAUCAGGAAUCGCAAGAGGGAUCCCAGACUCUGGACCAUAUCGUAAUCCAACUCCAGAGCAGCCUCCCAUCCAGGAGCCGGAAGAGAACCAAGUGGAGAAAAUAUCUCAUGAAAAUAACUUAAUGGGGAUCUUUCCCAAACGUAAAUCAGGUGCCUCCAUACAUACGCCCUUUGGAAAAUACAUGAAAGGCGAAGAAAGUAAAGACAGGAAGUCGUUCACAAAGCCCUUACAUGAAAUGCUGCACAACCAGACCGUGCCAGAGCUGACUUCUAUGCUUCGAAGCUCGCACCGGAUGCCGGUGAUGUAUCAAGAGGACUCUGAGGGGAAACAAGAGGAUGCCCAGAAGAAGCGAACGUCUGCAGAUGCCUCCAAAAAGGAACAGGACUCCAAGAGCAGGCGAACGACAGGACUUAAGAAAAGUGCUGUAGACAGCGCAAAAAAUGAAAAGGACUCCAAGAGGAAGCGAACGACUGGCAAGAACAGAUCCAAACAUAAACUGGAAGGAAUGGAAAGUUUUGACAAAUCUGAGAGAGCCUAUCGCAAGGAAAGAGCUGGAGAAACCUCCAAAAAUGAACAGGACUCCAAGAGAAAGAAAACGAAAGUACUCAAUAAAAGAGGUGCAGAUAGCGAAAAAUAUGAACAGGACUCCAAGGGGAAGCGAACGACUGGCAAGAAAAGAUCCAAGCGUGAUCUGGAAGAAAUGGAAAGUUUUGACAAAUUUAAGAAAGCCUAUCGCAGGGAGAGAGCCGAAGAAACCUCCAAAAAUGAACAGGAUUCCAAGAGGAAGCGAACGACAGGCAAGAAAACAUCCAAGCGUGAUCUGGAAGGAAUGGAAAGUUUUGACAAAUUUGAGAAAGCAUAUCGCGAGGAAAAAGCCGGAGAAACCUCCAAAAAUGAACAGGACUCCAAGAGAAGGCCAACGACAGAAUUCAACACAAGAGCUGGAGAAACCUCCAGAAAUGAACAGGGCUCCAAGAGGAAGCGAACGUCUGGUAGUCCGCGUCAGACAGCCACCAGCAAAAGACGUGGGGAACACUCCAAAAUUGACCAAGGAACACGGGACGGAAGAAAAAGCAUUGACAGCUUUGCCAGCAUCAAUAUAGAUGCUUUCCUCAAGGAAAGAGAGAAAGCCGACUCCGUCCAGAAGAGGUCCCUACUAAAUCGUGGGAAGAAAGUCAAUGUAAUAGAUCCAAAGUUUUCGAGCACCUUCGGGGAAAUGCUAACAGGAAAAGCUGCAGUCGUACCAGAGCUCCAUCCGGCCCUGAAAAGUUUCCACCAAAUUCCCACAGUCAAUGAUGAUACCCCGCCAGGAUCCAAACGAUCGCUUCGCUCGAAACAUGGAAAAAUCAUUACAGGAAUACCCGCACGCACUAACGCACCCAGGAGAAAUAACUUUGCGAAAAUGGGCGCAUACUAUCACUUACCCAAGAGGUGGAGGGAACCCAACGAGCUAAGUGCGGAUGUGGCUAGCCUUCUUGAACCUUCCUACAUGGAGCCAAUCGGCUCGAUCCUUAAGGAGUCAUCGAAAUUCAAGAGCGGGAUUUCUGAGCACAACACCUGGUAUAAGAUAAAUACGAAAUUCAAAUCGUCGGGGAAGAAUAUCCCCCGUCUAGGAAAUAAAGUAAACGCUGACUACAAGCCGGAAGAAUUGAUACCCUACGUCGCCAAAACUCAGAAUGGAAUAGACUCCUCUUUGUUUGGCCAUUUAUAUGUGGGUGAAACGUCCAGUCUAACAGACAAUCCUGCUUCGAAAGAAACGCGAUUGCAAAAGUUCACGAACUACAUCAGAGGCUCAAGACCGGAUCGUAAAAUACUGAGAAGAGAGGGUUCGAAGCACUCCAUCGGGUACCUGUCGCCCACGAAAAGCCUGAUUAGCCGGGCUAGUUGGCUGAGCAAGAGAAGCGAUGUUUUCCAUCCUUUAAAAGGACACGGAUCAGUGGUCAGCAUAAUGGAAGUGAAAACGGAGCCUGUGCAAAAAGAAAAGGAGGAAGAGUUCGUAGAAUUCGAUGAAUUCGACUUUAUGUUCAGGAACAUGCCAGACCCUUUCCUCAGCGACAACGAUCGGAAGUCCCAGGCUCCCUCGCCAACACGCUCAGUAACCACAUCCAGGCGACCCAGUUCUUUGCUCCGUACAGAGAACACAAUGGAUGAGCGCGCCGCCCUGGAGGCGAAAAUCAAGAAGCUCAUGGAGCACUGUGCCAUACGGGAGAUCGCUCAACCCAAGGCGAAGCGUAAUUUUGUGUCCGAGGCCAUUGGUCGUACCUAUGUUCCUCCGCCAAACAAGAGACCAGAUCACAUCAAGGCCAAGCCGAAGCCGAAGGACAAGUUCCCCACUAGGAUGGAGUUACUCCAUGUGCCCGAGCCCAUCAGGGGGCCAUCGUUCGCUGAGAGGACCCGUAAAAAAUUCCAGGCCGAACUACAGUCCGAAGAGUGGAAAUAUCCCCUGCUGGAGCCGAUAAAGCCUGUGAAGAUACGUCGCUAUUCAGAACCUAUUCGCCUCCCAUCUUCCGAAUGGGUAGUUAAAUUGCUGGAGGAUACUCUCGAAGCACCUCCAAAACCGGCGUAUGAGCGAGGAGCUGGAGAUAGCCCAGCCGCGGAUGGAGGUCAUUGCACUAUCUGCGAUCAGCUUGAAAAGAAUAAACGCGAGCCAGACUCUCCACUGAUCAAGAGGUUAAAGGCCCAAUCGCGACGUCUUGAACUCCGUGCCUACUACCGACUAAUGAUGCUUCGAGAGCGACAGAAAAACCUGCAAGCGACUCCUGUAGCUCCCUUUCCAGAGGGAACUACUCCUUUGCCAGCUCAGAAAGCGGACUGCUCCUAAAAACAAAAUAAGCAUCUAGAAAGAGCUUGGAAGAGUUUAGAACUGCGGUCACAAGCAGAGAUUAUGUAACUUUUGGUUAAUAUAUCCAUAUGGCAUCUCCAAGGUACGUAUCGUCUCGGCCUUGGACAAAGUUGCCUUCAUACAAAUUUUGUGUUUGUAUGCCCAGAGGCAGACCGGAACUCUGAUUGCCAGGUGGGAGUAUAUCGAGUACCUCAGCUGGCAACCAGGUGGCCAGUCUGCCUCCGUCAUCCAACAAAUGUACACGUAAUUUUGACAAAUACAAAUUAAAACGUUUUUAUAUGCGUACAAAUAA